CCUCCUCCCAGGCCGAGCCAAGCAAUCCUGCAUAGGCCCCAGGUUUCAAACAGCCAACUCAUGCAAUGAACACAGGACCCGGUCCCACUGCCUGGAUGCCUCCCAAACAGAUCAAGCCAAUCAACUGUCUCACCCAUUCAGAGGGCCUGAUCCAGUGGGGACCCCUCAGCCAUUGGUUCAUAGUUCAUGUGUUUCCAUUCAUUUGGCUAUUUGUCCCUGUGCUUUAUCCAACCUUGGUCUCAACCAUUCUCGCUCAUAUAAACCCUCCUCAUUUUCGCUAAUUGGACUCCCAGAGAUCCACCCAGGGCCUCGUCAUGGAUCUCUGCAUCAUCCAGAUCCCUCAGUAGUUGGAUGAGGUUUCUAGCACGACAAUUAUGGUGUUUGGCCAUCCCAUCACCAGAGUAGGUCAGUUCGGGAUGUAUCUCGUCCAUUGCCAGCAGUCUGUUGUGUGGGUAUCUUUGUGGAUUUCUGUGGGCCUCUCUAGCACUUUGCUUCUUCCUAUUCUCGUGUGGUCUUCAUUUACCAUGGUCUCCUAUUCCUUGUUCUCCCUCUCUGUUGUUGAUCCAGCUGGGAUCUCCCGCUCCCCCAAGCUCUCUUUCCCUCGACCCUCGCCUUUCAUUACCCCCACUCAUGUCCAGGCUGUUCAUGUAGAUCUCAUUCCAUUUCUCUGUCAUUGGGCGAUCCCCGUGUCUUUCUUGGGGUCCUGUUUUCCAGGUAGCCUCCCUGGUGAUGUGAGUAGCAGACAAGUCAUCCUUGUUCCACAUCUACUAUCCUGCUAUGAGUGAGUACAUACCAUGUUUGUCUUUCUGAGUCUGGGUUACCUCACUCAGGAUGAUUUUUUCUAGAUCCAUCCAUUUGUCUGCAAACCUCAUGAUGUCAUUGUUUUUCUCUGCUGAGUAGUAUUCCAUUGUGUAUAUGUACCACAUUUUGUUUAUCCAUUCUUCAGUUGAAGGGCAUCUAGGUUGUUUCCAUGUUCUGGCUAUUACAAACAAUGCUGACAUGAACAUAGCUGAACAAGUGCUCUUAUGGUGUGAUUGAGCAUUCCUUGGGUUGUCAGAAUGGCUAAGAUCAAAAACACUGAAGACACCUUAUGCUGGAGAGGAUGUGGAGCUAGGGGAACUCUCCUCCACUGCUGGUGGGAAUGCAAGCUUGUACAACCACUUUGGAAAUCAAUAUGUUGCUUUCUUAGAAAAUUGGGAAUCCAUCUCCCCCAAGAUCCAGCUAUACCUAAUAGUAAUCUUAACUAUGCAAUCCAGCUCAACUUCAGGGGAAUGAGAAAAUUACAAACCCAAAGCAAAGCAGCGGGACUCAAGGACAAUAAGAUAUUAAUGCAGAAGGAUGGGUGCCACAGUUGGAUGGGUGUCCUAGGAGCUGCAGAUGGGAGGGUCUGGUGUUUAAGGUGUAUGUCAGUCGGAACUGUCACAGCUGUCCCAUAGUUGGCAGUGGUGAGCUUCUUGCUGAACUUGCUCUUCUUGGACCCAAGGUGCUCAUGGCUUCAACAAUGCUCGUGUCUUCUUUAGCAUUCCCAAGGACCAUGUGUUUGCCACAAAAACACUGAGUCUCUGCAGUGCAGAUGAAAACUGGAAAUUGUUUGUCUUGGUUCAUCAUUUGCCAUGGACAAAAUACCAGGACCUGAACGUUCAGGAUGACAUUCGCAUCCUUAAAUUUCACCCCAUGGAUUUACUUCAAAUGAGUGACUAUGGCACAUAAUGUCACCACCCAGACAUGAAUCCUGGAAUAAUUCAGUUUAAGGAGAAACACUCGUAACCAAAUACUUCCUUUCAAAUGCUCAGAGCAGCAAAGUUUUCUUCUACCUUGUGAACUUUGCAAAUAGCUAGAGGAAGACUCAGCUGAAGGGUGGCUGUCUAUACUGAGGUUGAAGACCACUGUGGACUUGAGCAUAGAUCUGGUGGCCACAGGGCACAUGGGCAAUCUGCAAAUGAUCUUUUUUAAAAAGUUAACAGAGAGGCACUGUUCACCAAAGGAUGGAAACUGAUGCAAACUCACAGCCAAAUACUAGAAGGAGUUCAGUGAAUCCUAGAGAACAGGAGGAGAAAGGAUUGUAGGAGCCAGAGGGGUCAAGGACACCACAAGAAGACUAACAGAAUCAACUAACCUGUAUCCAAUUAGUUCUUGGUUUCCCAGGCUAUCCCACGUGCAUUCAGUCCUCAAGUCCCCGCCCAUCAAGUUUCUUGCUCACAAGAUACAGGUUUUAAAAGGAGCUGCACCAUUAGAGCACUCACAUGAUGCAGAGUGCUGGGUGGCUUCCAUUUUAAAUCCCCGUGGCCAAUCAACAAUGUGCAGGCCUUUGAAAGAUUCCCAGCGCCUUGUUUGAAUUCAAGGGGGAGCAGAGCAAGUUUAGGAGCAUGAAGGCAACAGCCAAAGCUGGAAAGCUGGCUCCAGCACCAGCUGACCUCUGGAAAGCCAGAGUCCAGGAAGAUGCAGGUCCCAGUGCCCCAGUGGCCGCCCCACUGUUGAAAAAGAUUCCAGAGGUCUUAGUGGACAAAGGCAGCAGGCGCCUUUAUGUAAGGGGACGCUUUCUGAGUAAAGUAGGCUUUGUGAAAUGCUUUGAGAUCUCAGACCAAAACACAAAGGAGGUGUUCGCAGCCAAGAUCGUGCCUAAGUCUUUGCUCACACCCUCCCAGAAGGAGAAGCUGUCCAAAGAGAUUUCCAUUCACCGCAGCCUCUCACAUCAACAUGUCGUAGGCUUCCACAGCAUUUUCGAAGACAGCGAAUUUGUGUUUGUGAUUUUGGAGCUUUGUCGGGAGAGGUCCCUCCUGGAGCUGCACAAGAGGAGGAAAGCCCUGACCCAUCUGGAAGUGCGCUGCUACCUAAGGCAGAUAAUCCUGGGCUGCCAGUACCUGCACCACAAUCAGGUCAUUCACAGGAACCUUAGGUUGAGCAACAUCUUCCUGAACGAGGAUCUGGAGGUGAAAAUAGGGGGUUUCGGGCUGGCAACCAAAGUGGAAUAUGAAGAGGAACAAAUGAAGACCUUUUGUAGCCCCCAAAACUUCACAGCUCUCGAAGCGGUGAGACUGGGAAGUUUUGAGGAGGAUGUAUGGUCCAUCGGGUGCAUCAUGUACACCUUGCUAGUGGGCAAGCCACCUUUUGAGACCUCAUUCGAAAAAGAAACCUACCUCCGGAUGAAACCAAAUGAAUACAGUGUUCCCAAGCACAUCAAUCCCAUUGCUGCCUCCCUCAUCCAGAAGAUGCUUCAGGCAAAACCCGCUGCCCGCCCCACCAUUGAGGAGUUGCUCAAAGAUGAGUUCUUCACUUCUGGCUAUAUCCCUGCCCAUCUGCCCAUCACCUGCCUCACCAUCCCACCAAGGUUGUCAGUAGGUCCCAGUGGCCUGGACCCCAGCAGCAGGAAGUCUCUCAUGGUCCUCGAGAAAGGUGUAGAGAGACCCUUGCCUGACCUUCCCUGGGAAAAGGAGGAGCCAGUGGUUUGGGGGACAGGUGAGGCCAUCGAGUGGCACCUCAGUGACAUGCUGCAGCAGCUGACCAGGGUCAAUGCCUCCAAGCCCUCAGAGCGAAGGCUGGUGCGGCAAGAGGAGGCUGAGGAUCCUGCAUGCAUCCCCAUCUUCUGGGUCAGCCAGUGGGUAGACCAGUCAAUGAAGUAUGGACUUGGGUAUCAGCUCUGUGAUAACAGUACAGGGGCACUCUUUAAUGACUCAACAUGCUUCGUCCUCUACAAUGAUGGCGACAGCCUCCAGUACAUAGACCAUGAUGGGAUGGAGUCUUACCCCACCAUGAGCUCCCACCCUGACUCCUUGAUGAAGAAGAUCACUCUCCUCCAGCAUUUCCGAAGUUACAUGAAUGAACACCUGCAGAAGGCGGGGGCCAACAACUCGGAGGCGGGGGCCAACACCACACCCCGGGAAGGUGAUGAGCUGGCCCGGCUGCCCUACCUGAAAAAAUGGCUCCGCACAAGCCGAGCCGUUGUCCUGCACCUCAGCAACGGCACUAUACAGAUUAAUUUUUUCCAGGACCACACCAAACUUAUUCUGUGCCCCAUGAUGGCAGCUGUGACCUGCAUCAAGAACCAGGACUUCCACACAUCCUGCUUGAGCCUUCUGGAGGAAUAUGGCUGCUGCGAGGAACUGGGUAGACAGCUAUGCUAUGCCCACACCAUGCUAGACAGGCUGCUGAGCUCAAAGUCUCCCAACAGCAGACUCCAGGACAACUCCUAGGCCUCCGUCCUUUGGGCUGGUGCCCCUUCACUCUGCAAGCUCUGCCUGGGGCUGCAUUGCUGGACUUCUGGGACUGCUGUUCAGUAGCCCUAUCCAUGGGGCUGGGUGGGGAAGGGGCUGCUAUGUAAGUUAUUUUUGUAUAUGUUUGGAUCUGAGUUUAUAACCUCUUCCCCUGCCCUCAGUCUACUGUGUAACUUGUAUAGAUGUAUUUCUAUUGAGUUU
Messenger RNA from Peromyscus californicus insignis, 4412 nucleotides. RefSeq names its product serine/threonine-protein kinase PLK1-like. Gene Ontology annotation, cellular component: spindle pole; centrosome; cytoplasm. Gene Ontology annotation, molecular function: protein serine/threonine kinase activity; ATP binding; protein binding. The transcript is spliced from 10 exons. The record is from RefSeq and is a predicted model, not a curated record. Lineage: Eukaryota; Metazoa; Chordata; Mammalia; Rodentia; Cricetidae. Bases 2367 to 4190 code for a protein of 607 amino acids. Gene Ontology annotation, biological process: regulation of cytokinesis; mitotic cell cycle; protein phosphorylation.